Procambarus clarkii (red swamp crayfish) is the source of this 2059-nucleotide messenger RNA. RefSeq lists its product as uncharacterized. The record is from RefSeq and is a predicted model, not a curated record. NCBI's taxonomy places the organism in Eukaryota, Metazoa, Arthropoda, Malacostraca, Decapoda, Cambaridae.
AGAAUAAUGCACAUUUCUUGCUCAGGGUGUAGCUCAAUUGUUUAGGCUCCAGGAGUGGAAUAUAAUUCUAGUUGAUUGUGACAAAACGAUGUGUGUGUUGUGUGUAUAAUUAGUCGCCUUGGUGGUUGGGCAGCCAGUCUCUCUUGUGUGGCCCACACUACGCGUGCGCAGGUGAUGGUCACAGUAGUAAACAGAGUGUGAAGAACAGUGUUUUGUCAAACAGGCUGUGAGUGACGCCUUCGAGAGCCCCGUCUAGUCCUGCUGUGGGAGAUGUAUCAGAAAGACAUGCUGCUGAUUGGGUUCCUCCUCUCAGGCUUCCAGGAAACCCAAGCCAUCAUGUAUCAGCAGGCGGAGGUGGAGAGCGGGGCGCUGCAGUGCCUGGUGGAGUCUGUGCCCUUGCCGCCAAGACUUACCAUGUCACCGCGCACCUUUUGUGCCCUCCAGUGCUCCAGUCAGCUCUUCUGCAACGCCUUCUGUUAUACAGAGAGCAACUGUUCCCUUCUGGAGCUGACGGUGGCGUCUGGGUGGACACCGCCCCUGCUCGACUCCUCCAGCUGGUGCUUCACGCACUAUGUAGUCCCUGCAGGCCCCUCCACUACGGACCUGGCACGAUACAAGACCGUCUACUCCCUCAACACCAUCCUCUCCAACUACGCUCUCGGCCAGACUGCGGUGAGUGGAGCGAGAUGCGAGGUGUCUGCGACGGACUGCUUCUGCUCCACAUACCAAGUGAUUCCCUUCUGGACGGUCGACCUGGGCAAGUCUCAGGCUGUGGCCGCCGUCGUCGUCACCGUCUCCAAGUUCUCCUACACGUCCUUUACAGAUAUUGACGUCCGGGUGGGUUAUACUGGAACCCCGAUUGACACGCUGCUCACCACCUACAAUGCGACGCCAGGUCCUGGUCAGAUAAUUAGGCUACAAGGAUCUCUCGCCCUCACUGGCCGCAUCGUCUCCCUCUUCAGGCAAGGUCUCUUCCAGCGCAGUCUCUGCCUCUGCCUCGUGGAGGUAUACUCUGUAUAGGACUAGGAGGAUGGACAGGCACAGGUGAAGGGAAGUUUAGACAUGGAAUGUACAGUGAGAAUUAUGAAAGCAGGCAGACUGUCCCCCUUACUGACACCAUGUGUACACAAAGCAGUACACAAAUGUACAUCUUAGUUUGUGAUUCCUGGUUCGUGUAGGCUUACAUGAGCGGCUCCUCGGACAACUAUGCUUUAAGCAUUGACUGGGAUACAUUAUUUGUGUUUUUUCUUGAAUAGUUGUGUAUCAGAUACCGUAGCAUUGUAGUAGUAUGUAGGUAUGUUGGUGUGUGUGUGCACGGUGGCCACUCCAGUAACGUUAGAAAAGCACGUUAUUAGAAUAAUGGCUCAUGAAAAGUAUACCUACACCACAGGACGCUUCAAUGUGCACGAUAGAUGUAAUUGUUAAUAUAAUAAUCUCCGUUGAGGUCUGUUAAAAACCUUUUGCGUCCUCUGUAAUCCCUUUUGCGCUACCGCUCACAGGAUGAGUUCAAGUAUGUUUAUUGAGAUAAGAAAGAAAUACAUCUCAAAGGGAUAGAGUAGCUUAGGCUAUUUCUACCCCCCCCUUCCUUAGGAUGAGUAUUGGGUGCACAGUAAACUAGGCGCCUCUGGCGGCAACAAUCAAUAAAAUAAUAACCCACCAUUUUUAAAACACGAGAAAACGUAGACUAUAUUUCGAUCCUUACCGGGAUCUAAAUAUAUACAGUUUACGUUUCCUCGUGUUUUCAAAAUAGUGAGUUAUUAUAUUCAUUGAUUAGUGCGCUAUUAGACUUCGUUCUCAAAGAAUGUCGUGAUCAUUGACACUGAGCAAGACUUGGUAGCCUCUUGUCAUCAUCAUGUGGGACUGUCAUGAGAUACAAAUUCCGUAGUCCACUUUAUCUACAUAUUAUCUGUGUGAUUAUUUUAUGUGCAUAUUUACUGUUUAAAUUGCGUGCACCUGACUAAGCACUAGAAUGGAUUAGCAAGUGUUACGUACGUAUGUUCACUUUAACUGUAUCAUUUUAAUGAAUUUGUGUUAAAUGUUAAUAAAGUAAGAAAAAGGA